Molecule: messenger RNA, 3643 nt
Organism: Spizellomyces punctatus DAOM BR117
Lineage: Eukaryota; Fungi; Chytridiomycota; Chytridiomycetes; Spizellomycetales; Spizellomycetaceae
Exons: 20
Coding region: 185-3592 (1135 amino acids)
Biological process (GO): signal transduction; phosphatidylinositol dephosphorylation
Molecular function (GO): phosphatidylinositol-4,5-bisphosphate 5-phosphatase activity
Source: RefSeq, a predicted model, not a curated record
CGAUCUUGGUAGACUGACCACAAUUUGCCAGCUUCAUCUCCCAGAAAACGCGCCGUCUCAGUAGCCAAAUUGGGUUGCUAGCGUAUAGGUGAUAUUCCGGAAAGCCUAAAGCGACCAAAGUUGGGUUGUCUCCAUUGCCCCCGCCUGCUGAUAGUUUCCCGCCACCGACAAGCCUCACUCGAGCAUGCCCGAAAGCGAAGCCAUAAACGCUUUACUACGGCCCACCGAAGUUUGCAAAGUCUUUGUAGAAUUGCGGUAUGUGAAAAGAAAUGGAGAGCGAAAGAGACGCAUUCUUGCUGUGAUAAUGAAUGUGCAAGGUGGAGAAGAGGCAUGUGUAUUCAUACUGAAGCGAAGAGUCGGCGAUGCCGCCGGAAUCUUCGAAAUAUUACCCAUAUACACAGACUUCCGCCUUUCUGUUUCUCAGAGCAAACCAGUCAAUCUAAAUGACGUCAACCGCCAACAACAAGGGCGAACUGAUUUCACCUUGCGCCUAUCGUCCGGCAGCAGGGAGGUGAAGCUAGAAAUAUCCGCAUUACAAUCCCUGCAACCCGUCCUCGUGGAAUUGAAGCGAUUGAUGGCCGUUGCACAACAAAGGGGAUACGUACUAGACGGUGGGACUCACAAUUGGGUCCAGUUCUAUGAGAACAGUCGUAAGAGUGCCUCGAGUGCUUUAACACAGGCGGAGAAGUACAAUGAGGCUGAAGAAGAACGUGCGCAAUCCUCCCUACCGAAUCCCUUCAUCAAUCUCGAUAGCUCAGUCUCCGGCGGCAAUGUUAAAGCUAUCAAAGAAGCGUGGGCUGCGAAAGAACUUCGUGCUAGAGAAGCCAAAUUUGUCGAUUUUGAGUCCAAGCGCAUGUUUGUCGGAUCAUGGAACGUAAAUGGACAACCGCCAUCGCAGUCUAUCGCGCCGUGGCUCCAGACCGCAGAAGAAGAUCCAUCGUUAUUUGUUCUGGGAUUUCAAGAACUAGACCUCAACACACAAGCAUACCUAUACAGCGACACCACAAAGGAGGAGGAAUGGUCAAAGGCAAUCGAGCAAGCUCUCAAGUCCAGGGGAAAGAAAUAUGUCAAGGUGGCUUCCAAGCAGCUCGUUGGGAUGCUCAUCGUCCUGUAUAUAGAUGAAAAGGAGCGGGAUAAAGUGAAGGAGAUAUCGGCAGAGUACCUGGGCACGGGUCUACUUGGCAUGAUGGGCAAUAAAGGAGCCACCGCAAUACGCUUCCGAUAUUACGAUUCCUACUUUUGUUUCGUCAAUUCACAUCUCGCAGCGGACGCGAGCAUGGUGGAACGGCGAAAUCAAGAUUACCAGGAGAUAUGUCGGAGAAUAGUCUUCAAUCUGCCGUCUCAGUACCCAGAUUUCACCGCUUACACGCAUAGCAACCCGUGGGUCGCGAGCUACUACGACUCUCGUCACAGUGCAGCCUCUUCAAUAGCUGUGGCGGGGUCACCUACGGGGCCUGGCAAAAAUGUUACCACAGUAUUCGACGUUGAUCACUUAUUCUACUUAGGUGACUUGAACUAUCGCAUCUCGCUUCCAGGUAGUGACGUCAAGGCCCUCGUCAGCAAAGGAGACAUUGAGCAGCUAUUGCAAUUUGACCAGCUGCUGAUGGAGCAAAGCGCAAAACGCGCAUUCAAUGGGUUUAAGGAGGGCCCGAUCACAUUCCCACCAACUUUCAAAUAUGACAUUGGAACCUCACGAUUCGACACUAGCGAGAAACAGAGGACGCCUUCAUUCUGUGACCGCAUCUUGUGGUUUCAAAACCCGCUGCACACCGAGGACCCAGACUGGGCCAAAGUCUUAUGGUACCGCAGCUGUAUGGAUCUAACCAUGAGUGACCAUAAACCAGUGAUGGCUCUUUUCGAAACCAAGGUCCGUAAGGUAGACAAAGAGAGAUUCACCACAGUCCAUGAAGAUAUCCACCGCGAGCUCGACAAGUUCGAGAACGAAUCCUUACCUGACUUGGUUGUGAACUUGAACAUGUUGGAAUUUGGUGAUAUUCGAUUCAAUGUACCGGUAACCAAGACGCUGGUAGUUGAAAAUAAGGGCCAGGUUCUUGCGCAAUAUAGAUUUAUACCCAAACCGGAUGAAAAGCAUCCAUGCAAACCAUGGUGUUAUAUCAACCCACCCGUUAGCAUGCUGUUGCCAGGCGAUCAAGUGAAGGUCAACGUGACGGUUCUAGUAGACAAUGAGACGGCACCAUCUCUAAACUUUGGAGUCGAUACGUUGGAGGAUAUUCUUAUUCUACAUACCGAAAACGGCAAAGACCAUUUCCUUUCCAUAUCAGGAACUUGGCUCAAUAGUUGCUUCGGUAACAAACUUGACGCACUCUGUCAAUUCGUUAAACCCGUUCGAGAGUGGACCAUGGAAGAGCGGAAGAGCAUUUUGGAUCUGUCUGAGAGCUCACCAGAGCGGGAUGCACUUACAGAGGAUGGAGCGGAGUCUGCGGAAGGAUCAGAGCGAACGAUUCAUGAUCACGAGGACGGAUUGAGUCCUACACCUCCUAAACCUGGCGCGGAUAAUCGAUUCAGUUUGCCAUUUCAACUGUGGAGAGUCAUUGAUUUCUUGUUUCGGUUUGGAAUGGAUAUUGACAAUUUAUUCACAUCCAGCGGGGAUCCCGCGACAGAAGAGUACAUCCGGGAGUGUCUCGAUACGGGAGCCGAAUUCGACGUGUCAGUUCUCCUCAUGGAUCCCGAUUCUGAACCGCCAGAGUCUGCCGAUGACGCAGACGAUGAUGAGGCCGAUGACGAGGACGGGGACACAUCCCGACGGUCGUCAACCACAGACAGCCCGACACCUCCCAGUGGGAGUCGCACCCCCAUUGAAAAGCGCGAUAGCGUUAAAGUCGAUAUUGAUAAACUGUUGAAAGAUAACCCCCAUGUUCACUCGCAAACCCUUGUCGGCCUCGGCUCCUCUACCCAUAUUUUACCGUCUAGCGGCACAAUACCCCGUCCACGACCUCGCGGACGAGCUGUGGCGGUAUGCUCCAUGGCAGAAACACUGAUCAAGUUUUUGGAUAGUCUUCUUGAACCAGUCGUCCCCGAUGGAAUGUCGACUCGAUGUAUACAGGAAGGCUAUUUGACAUAUGUGGCCGCCAGACAAACCGUGCAGAGGCUGCCGUCCACUAAUUACAACGUUUUCAAGUAUGUUGUAAAGUUUUUGAGAGCGGUUGUUGAGAAUUAUAAGGGACGGGGCGAAUUGAAUGUUGAGCGGCUAGCCGAGAUCUUUGGCCCCGCUCUUUUGCGGAUUCCCAAAUCAUUGGACGGAAGCGCUACGAACAGCUCCGAGUCCCUUGCCCAGUUCAACACGAACCGAGGCCCGGCUGUAUCCUUGGCAAACAAACGCUCAUCGUCUGGCAUCAAGUACGCAACAGUUAGCACAGGUAAAAGUGGCCAGUUAGCAGGCAAGGUGAUGAUGAGUGGAGGAACCGGGGGAGCCAUUGGAAUGACGUUGUCUGGCACUACGACGCCAGCGGGCAGCACGGCGAAUCUUGCAACGGCCCGUAGUGGAAGUGGAAAUGCAGAGGAAGUGAUGAUUAGGAAACGCCGAAUGUUUUUGAUGCAUUUUGUGGAUUUGGCCAACCCGGAAUUAGAUUGAUAUCAAUAGGACUUGUUAUAGUAGGAAUAUAGAGUUGUGUUCUUUUGCCAA